AUGGCCGUCCGUUGCCAGUUUGAGAAUUCGUCAGAGAUUGGCGUGUUUGCACGCCUGACCAACUCGUACUGCCUGGUCACCGUCGGUGGCUCGGCGAACUUUUAUUCGACGUUCGAGGCGGAGCUCGGUGACUUGAUACCUGUGGUGCACUGCACCAUUGCAGGCACGCGCCUGGUGGGCCGGCUGACGGUGGGCAACCGCCACGGCCUGCUUGUGCCCAUGUCCACCACAGACCAAGAGCUGCAGCACCUGCGGAAUAGCCUGCCGGACGAGGUGGCGAUCCAGCGCGUGGAGGAGCGCCUCAGUGCGCUGGGCAAUGUCAUUGCCUGCAACGACUAUGUCGCGAUUGUGCAUCCUGACCUGGACCGCGAGACGGAGGAAAUCAUUGCGGAUGUGCUCCGUGUCGAGGUGUUCCGGCAGACGGUCGGCGACCAUGUGCUUGUCGGCUCGUACGCCGCGCUGUCGAACCAGGGUGCGCUGGUGCACCCCAAAACAUCGAUGCAGGACCAGGACGAACUUUCGUCGCUGCUGCAGGUGCCGCUUGUCGCGGGCACUGUCAACCGCGGCUCGGAGCUGGUCGGCGCAGGCCUCCUUGUCAACGACUGGGCGGCGUUCGUCGGUCUCGACACGACGGCCACCGAGCUGAGCGUGAUUGAGUCGACGUUCCGCCUGCAGGGCCAGGAGGCCGGUGCAGUCGUGAACCAGCUGCGCGACGCGCUCGUCGACUCGUAUGCGUAG
Messenger RNA from Malassezia sympodialis ATCC 42132, 738 nucleotides. RefSeq names its product translation initiation factor 6 (gene TIF6). Gene Ontology annotation, biological process: cytosolic ribosome assembly. Lineage: Eukaryota; Fungi; Basidiomycota; Malasseziomycetes; Malasseziales; Malasseziaceae. The record is from RefSeq and is a predicted model, not a curated record. Gene Ontology annotation, molecular function: ribosome binding.